AUGGCAUCACCAUCGCCGUUCUCCACCCAUCGCUUGUCGUGCAAGCGUCUGUCGCUGUCUCCGCCUGUGUGGAAGGAUCAGCUCCGCCAGCGCUGUCUGCAGCGUCUAAAGCGGGAUCGCGUUCAGAUUUUGGCCAAAAUACGGCACCUAAGUGCCUGUACGAGUGUCACGGAGGAGAUGCAGCGACUUGUAGCCCAUGAGCAGCACAUCUCGUCCUGUGCGUCUAUAGACGACCUGCUGCUGUUGGGAAAGAUGAAAGAGAGUGAAUACUUGGAAAUUAUUCAUGCACUUGAGGAUGCGCUAAAGCAAGACGAGGAGGAGGAGGAAUUGCAACACAUGGCCGACCUCGAAGAUGCCGAGCUGGAGGCUAUGCUGGCUGGAAUGGACCUUGAUGACGAGCGAAAGGAGCAGGGGAAAUUAAGCGAGAGUGGAUGUCGAGAUCUACAGGACCUUAUGACACAAGACAUUUCUGUGCUGUGUCCCCAGUGUAAGGCGGGUUAUUUAAGGGAGAAGACACUUAAGGGGGCAACAAUUCCCUACAUCGCGUGUAGCUGCGGCUUCACUUUUCACGUUAAGAAUGUAAACUAUGGCGUACUGAAGGAUUUUCAGGAAAAGAUUGUCAAUGCUUUUAUGACGCAUCGAGACUCGUGCUUCGCUGACCCGACAUUUGAAAAGGAGAAGGAAUCACGUAAAGACGGAGUGGACACCAUGUGCAUCAAGUGCACGCACUGCGGCUGCGACGAUGUGCUGUCUUAA
Messenger RNA from Peronospora belbahrii, 756 nucleotides. The record is from the annotation of a GenBank genome assembly. NCBI's taxonomy places the organism in Eukaryota, Oomycota, Peronosporomycetes, Peronosporales, Peronosporaceae.